CUCUACAUUGCCAAACAUGGUUCAACACCUCGUCAGCCGCAGCCAGCGGGGCCUUGACAGCAAUUCAAGGAUAAGUCGCAGAAUUGUAUCUUUAGUCCAGCGCAUGACGGCCAAAGGGCGGGACUGGCUAUUGGGGUCCCGCUGGGGAAACGGAAGGGGCUCGACACGCGCACACACGAACACGCGUGUCGGCAACGAUUGUCAGCUUGUGACAAGUCAUCAUGCAUGUCGCAAUAUUAUCAAUUACAUGCAAAUGCCAUAUUUGACAAAGUGCAACUGGACUUUACCAACUGUUUGUGAAUUGCGGUGUUGCGCCCUCGCCAUUCAGCACGCUUGUAGAUUGUUUGACGCAAAACUACAACAAACUACCUUUAUAGCUCCAGACGCAGCGCUAAAGUAGUAUGCCGGCGGGCGGAUUGGCAGCCGCCCAGAGCCUUCGGCACUUCAUUUAUCGCUCGCACGUUCUGGGCCUCUACAGACAGUACUUGCGUGCAAGCAGAGGCCUCGGGACUGGCAGCGAGCGAAGGGAUCUGGCGGUGGAGGUGCGCCGCAACUUCGAGGCGCAGCGGCACGUGACCGACCUGCAGGCCAUCAAGUUCCUGCUGAGCGAGGGACGCAAGCGGCUGGAGCAGCUGCAGGACAUGCUGGGGCUGCAGCGCUGAUAGGGAGCAGGCUGUAGCAGUAGCAGUAGCAGGGGCAGUAGCAGCAGGGGCAGUA
Molecule: messenger RNA, 717 nt
Organism: Chlamydomonas reinhardtii
Lineage: Eukaryota; Viridiplantae; Chlorophyta; Chlorophyceae; Chlamydomonadales; Chlamydomonadaceae
Exons: 3
Coding region: 402-662 (86 amino acids)
Cellular component (GO): mitochondrion
Source: RefSeq, a predicted model, not a curated record